Molecule: messenger RNA, 3130 nt
Organism: Paraphaeosphaeria sporulosa
Lineage: Eukaryota; Fungi; Ascomycota; Dothideomycetes; Pleosporales; Didymosphaeriaceae
Exons: 1
Coding region: 28-3090 (1020 amino acids)
Source: RefSeq, a predicted model, not a curated record
ACACCCACCGCAGGCCACCGUGCAUCAAUGAGCUCGGUCCAUACGUGCUUCCGCAGCGCGCUUGCACACACAUUCCGUCCGUCGACCGCAGAGGCCGCCGCAUCCUGGACCGUCCCUGCCUUUCUCGUGCCCGCUUGCACUCGCCCCCGUGGUCGCCCCUUCUCCGCAAAACGCCGCAGGGCCAGCGCAGACGCCAACCCCAUCCAUCCCGAACGUACCCUCGAGAUAGCCUACAAAGGCACCGCCUGGGACCUCCCGCAGAACCCCACCAGACCGCCGCUCGGCUCGUGUAUACCGCUCCCUGCACAGCAUGUGCGCGCCGACAUCCAGCACUGGCUCCGUGCCAUAGACCCAUUUCUCCCACCACCCCUCCGCCGUCAUCAAUCGAACGAAUCUAACGGUCCAGCGACAUCUGCUCCCUCUUCAGCGGGUGAUACAUUGGUGACUGCAUCAGACAUUGCGUACUUCUUGGUCGCCGCUCAGUAUUAUGCUCAUGAUAUCCUGAGCCAUGUGGGCCUGAGUGAGAAGCGUUGGGACGCUGUUAUCUGGAUUGCUAAGAAGCUUGUUAGUGCUGGAAAGGCGUCGACACAGGCUCCUGUAAAACUUGAGUCAUUUGGCCUUGCAAUUCCUCUCGAACAGCAGCACAUGUCGCUCUCAGAGCUCACAAACGAUGCUCUCAGGAUCCAACCGCCUCGCACUGCUUUCUCGAUUCCUACCAAGCCGGCCCAUAAUCUGAAUGGGCUCACUUCCAUUCCAGAGACCAUCGAGCCGAGACACCGAUUGAUCAAGCGAGCCUUAGGACAACUCUGGCGUACGCUGGGCACUAUGAUCCUGGCCGCCGCCGAGGAGCAGCCCGAUCACACAUCGAUCAUGCAUCAUGUGCUCGAAAUUCUGGCCUACCUCCACCACAAGGGCCUCAUUCCAGGCUCCGUCUACGCACACAAACCGGAGCCGGACAACUAUGCUCUCCAGCAGCCUCCAACGUUACAUGUUCUGUCGUCCAAAAUCCUGACGGCCCUCUCGGAUGCGCAGUGGAGAGCCCACGAAGCCUCUGUGAAAACUGCGACCGAGCGCCUCAAUGCAUCAUACUUCUUAGGCCAUGAAAUACCAGGCUCACGAUACAAAGUACAAGUCACAGGAGUAGCUCCAGAGCUGUGGCUCGAGCUGGUGCUUUGGUCCUGCCUUCAUGGCGGUUGGACUAUGGAUGGGUCUGCAAUCCUCGAGGAAAUUGCUUCUCACCGAGGAGAUCGACCUUGGGUCCUCACGAGCUGGAAAGAGCUGCUCGAGGCCGAGCGAGAGGAGCAGAAAACCGCCACUCAGAAAGGAUGGGGCCUGUUUGGAAACCGUCCAGAAAGCCUCCCCCAGGGCGAUCAACGAGCGCGGACUCAGCGAAAAAUCAGUAGUGAGGUCGUCACCGCUAUCGUUGACGGACUCGUGAACGAAGUACGUUUGGGCGUUGGUGCGCGAGGGAUCUCACCUGAGCAUCUUGUCGAUCGCAUCAAAGUCCUCAAGAAAUUUCUCGACCACAAUCUGCUCAGUUUAGGGUCCACAACCUGGGACUCGGUCAUCUUGCGUCUUCUCGAAUCGGGCAGUGUUGUUCCGGAGAAGCGUCCUGAGAUCUUAUUGAGCAUUCUAGAUUUGGCAUCCGAGUUUGGCUCGGAAGUCAGUGCUGUGAAUGCAUCUUCAAAACCAACAGCAACGGAGUCCGAACCACCUUACUUCUUUGAGCCGACCACAUUACCUAUCAGCCUCUUGCACCGGACGAUGCGAUCAUACAUCAACAUUGGCGAUAUCGCGGGCGCCAUGAGUACGUUGGAGAAGCUUCAAGAGCUUACAGAUCAGAACAAGCAGAAGUCACUGGCGCACUUUUUCACAGUCUUGAUGACUAUACCGCUUCGCCGGAAUGAGCAUUUCACGAGCCGAGUGCCUCCCAUCGAGUUUCCGGCUUUCGAGAACCAGAUAUCUGUGCCGCUACUGGCCAAGCUUCUUGAUCUCAUCACCUCUGCCAAUAUGUACGACCUGGGCCGCUGGCUCUUGUUUUCAAAAGACUUGGAUGGACCACUGAUCCGGCCCGGCAUGUAUGGGAACUUUGUCAUGGCCGCAUCAAUCAUCCGUUUUGGUACAAUGGCUGGUGACCAUGAUCUUGUACUCAAGAUUGUGAACCAGACGAGCACUGCCGAUAGCACUCCAGGACAACCUUUUAAACAUCGCAUGCCACACGAGUUCUUCACCGCACUGUUGCGUAGCCAGAUCAAGCUACAUCGAUGGGUAUCCGUGCGUGGAAUGCAAAAUUACGCGCUGGAGUCCCAAGGAUUCAAGGUGAAGCCCGAAAUUCUCGCGCAAUUUGCUGCAGAAUUGCUCCGCGUUUCGGCACAAAGGGAGGGAGCGGAAGCCACCAAGGCAGAUGCCAAAAGCGCGUUCACGAACAUGCUCUUCACAUGGGAGAACUUAUUCUUGAACGACAUGCGGAACGAGCUGUACUGUAUUCUUGCUGUACUGUCAUCUGUGCAUGCGGAAUGGAAGGACUACUGUUCAGGUUUCCUUGCUCACGCGGCACAACAGGAUAUCAAGCUGUCCACUGACGAAUUCAACAUCAUACUAAGUGGGGUGCUUGAUGGGUACGGGACUCUGAAAGCCAAGGAAGUCGUGGAGAAGUGGUGCUACCAAGCUCCUCGAAUGUUCGAGCCGUUCAGGGCCCCUGGUGGGUUGCCUACUAUGUCCAAGUAUCGCCCCACCAAGGCAGAGGAGUACGCGAGUUGGCCGGAAAACAUUGAGGCCCACAAGACCUCGGGGGCGACGCUCAUCUUACAAGGGCGUGUGCACGCCAAUCGACAAACGGUCUGGGCCAUUCUGCGAAAGGUGCGGCAGGAGCACGAAGAGCUCCAGCGUAGAGGUGAAGAAGCGCUCCUCGCGAAGCGCGGUGAGAUGCGCGAGACGCUCAAGUGGGCCGCGAGACUGCUGUACUACAUGGGGUUCGACUAUGAGGAUAUCAUGCGAGAUCUGGGCAGUCUUGCGGACCUAGCUGGUCUUGCGGCUCCGGUGGCGUCUGCGGCGACGCUACAGCUUUGGGAGGAAGGGCCGGUGGUGUAAAGACAUGGGCCAGGCCGGCGAAGUGCGUUGCCUCGGACCU